This is a messenger RNA of Arabidopsis lyrata subsp. lyrata, 1986 nucleotides long. RefSeq lists its product as uncharacterized. Lineage: Eukaryota; Viridiplantae; Streptophyta; Magnoliopsida; Brassicales; Brassicaceae. Gene Ontology annotation, molecular function: microtubule binding. The record is from RefSeq and is a predicted model, not a curated record. Gene Ontology annotation, cellular component: microtubule.
AGAGAGAGCGAAUGGGACCCAAUGCAACAAAUAAAGAGCGGUUUCACUUUGCUACGGCACAUCGAUUUCUUUUGCUUUUGAAUUCUCCAAAGGUUUCAUCUUUGUACGGUCAAAGCAAAGAAGUAGCUCAAGUAGAAGAAGCAGUUGGAGUAAUGGGUUUGAAUCUGAAUCCAAUUUUGCGACAAGAGUUGGCUAAUCUUGACAAAGACACAGAGAGUCGUAAAUCAGCAAUGAAAGCUCUUAAAUCUUAUGUGAAGGACUUGGAUUCAAAGGCUAUUCCUGGUUUUCUAGCUCAAGUUUUCGAGACUAAAGAAACCAACUCUUUGUCCGGUGAAUACACGAUUUCGCUUUAUGAAAUACUUGCUCGUGUUCAUGGACCUAACAUUGUUCCUCAGAUUGAUACAAUCAUGUCCACUAUUGUCAAGACUUUGGCUUCAAGUGCUGGUUCUUUCCCUCUUCAACAAGCUUGUUCGAAAGUUAUUCCGGCAAUUGCUCGAUAUGGGAUCGAUCCGACAUCUAAAGACGACAAGAAACGAGUUAUAAUCCACUCUUUGUGUAAGCCACUUACGGAUUCUCUACUGGCCUCUCAAGAGAGCCUUACUUCAGGGGCUGCUUUGUGUUUGAAGGCUCUUGUGGAUUGUGACAAUUGGCGAUUUGCUUCGGACGAGAUGGUGAACAGGGUUUGUCAAAAUGUGGUAGUUGCGUUGGACUCAAACUCCAACCAAACACAUCUUCAAAUGGGUCUGGUUAUGUCACUUGCCAAACAUAAUCCUUUGAUUGUUGAAGCCUAUGCAAGGUUGUUGAUACACACGGGAUUGCGGAUUCUGGGAUUUGGAGUGUCUGAAGGAAACUCGCAGAAACGGUUAUCAGCAGUCCAAAUGUUGAACUUCCUAAUGAAGUGCUUGGACCCGAGAAGCAUAUACUCCGAAGUUGAGUUAAUAAUCAAAGAAAUGGAGAGGUGUCAAUCUGAUCAAAUGGCUUAUGUUAGAGGAGCUGCUUAUGAAGCAAUGAUGACUUCAAAAAGAAUAGCGGGAGAGCUCGAGUCGAAGCUGGAGAAGGGUUGUCGUUCUGUUACUGGUUCGAAUUACACUCGAAGAAACUGUUCACCCAUUGUUAAUGGUCAUUUUCCUGAUGACUCCUUAUCACCUGAAUCACAGACUCUAGGCUCGUUCAGCGGAUAUGAUUCUCCGGUUGAGUCCUCGCCUAUUUCUCAUACUUCUUGUAACUCUGAAUUUGAUCGGCGGAGUGUGAAUCGCAAACUUUGGAGACCUAGUCAGAAUGGUGGAGGGGUUGAUAUCUCUUUAAAGGAUGGUCUUUUCUCCGGUGUAACUAAAGGAAACACCACUGUCUCUGAUUCACCUCUUGUCCCCUAUGACACUUGUGAAAAUGGAGAUGAAUUCGAAGGUUUUCUGAUGGAAAGUUUGAGAAACAGGCGGCUGCAUAACACCACUCCUAGUCCUCAGAGACAGCGUUCACGACGUAUCAAUGCUGAAGAUUUCAACAUCUUCAGCACUCCACGGAAGCUCAUCAGCUCUCUUCAAUAUCCUGAUGAUGUUGACUUAGACCAUUCAGAUAUCCAAAGUCCAAUACCGAGAAGCGGAAGAGAGAAAACCAUAGGAUCUCGCAAGAAUCCUCAAGUCAGAAAGCAAUUUUCAACCAUGGCGGAAACAAUGUCAUCAACUGUCAAAUUUAGUGGAUAUACAUCUCAAACACAGAUGAUAUCGGGUAAGAAGAAGAAGAAGAUGAGCUAUGCCAAAUUCGUGAUUGCUAUAUCAUUUGUUGUGAUGGUUCUCUUUACAACUGUGAUAUUGAUGGUGAAUCAAGAUGACGAUGUUGGUUACUACACUGUUCCUACAUGAUUCACAUCUAUUUGGUGUUAAGUUCAAUCGUAGUGUAGCAGAGAGAGUAGUUUAGCUGUUUAAUUACGUGUUAGUUGUCUGUAAUGAACUUCGUACAAGAUUUAAAAUCUUCUUCUACUUGUUCUCA